Molecule: messenger RNA, 948 nt
Organism: Fusarium keratoplasticum
Lineage: Eukaryota; Fungi; Ascomycota; Sordariomycetes; Hypocreales; Nectriaceae
Exons: 4
Coding region: 1-948 (315 amino acids)
Source: RefSeq, a predicted model, not a curated record
AUGUCAAGCAAUGGCUUCCUCGUCCCGGACUCCUAUGUCUUUCACGCCCCAAACGAUGUCGACAUGAACUGCUCCAGCAUCUUCUGGGGUUUUUCCUUUGCCUUCGUCUUUUUCGCCGCCCUCCGAGCCGCCAUUCAGACCUUGGAAACAUGGAGACGAAAGCGCCAGGUCACAGCGUACCUUGUCAUGAUCUGGGUUGGGUGGGCAAUCCAGCUUCUCACGCAGAUCAUCGUCAACCGUCUCGCACUUCUGAUGCCCAACCCCGCCGCCGUCUCCCGCCUAAGAUGGGCAGUCUUCUUCCUCAUAUUGCUGGUCAAUAUCAGUGUCAUGGUCACUUGGGUCCCCGCCCAGCUUCAGAUCUCACAAAAGUGGAUGCGAAUAAGCGAGAUCUGGGAGAGAUGCGAAAUGGCCAUCUUUUCCAUCAUUGACCUAUCGCUUAACCUGCGCUUCGUCCAACUGGUCCGAAACCGGAUGGUCAGUCACGGGCUCAACAACAAGUACCUCUCCUUGUUCCAGUUCAACUGUGGCAUGAUCCUGGCCUCCGUUUCUCUAGAUAUCGCGCUCAUCGGGCUCAUGUCCUUGCCCAGCAAGCUUGUUUACCUCCAACUCCACUCCCUGGCCUUUUUGGUCAAGCUGUUCAUCGAAAUGAACAUGUCAGAUCUCAUCACCAAGGUUGCUCAAGACCGCAAUCGCAACGGCUCAGACAGAAACAGCCGAACACCACCGGCAGACCGCAUUCUAUCUCUGGCUACAAAGAGUGCACCCGGAAGACUUAGGGCAGCUCAGGUACCCACUGGCAACGGAAGUGUGGUUGAGGUGGGCCCGAAACGACGCUCUUAUCCAGCAGACGGACGCAUCCGUAUCACAGUCGAGACCGCGAUAACUCGCAAGUCGAUUGACAGCGAGGAUGAAACUGCAAGUCAAAGGAGUUUAACAAGGGGGAUGUAA